AUGGUUUGGAUGCAUUUCUUCCCUUCACAUUAGCCCUAGAAUCUCUCUCUCUCUCUCUCUCUCUCUCUCUCUCUCUCUCUCUCUCUCUCGCUCUUUCUUUCGCUAUCUGUGUUCUCGCAUUUGCCUGAGGCUUCUGGGGGUUCUUUGGUUGUUACAGCCGCAGGGAGAUUACAUAGACCUUCAUAGGAAGCGCCAUGGAUACCGGCCGGAUCAUUUCGAGAAGAAGAGGAAGAAGGAGGCGCGAGAAGUACACAAGCGAUCCGCCAUUGCCCAAAAGGUUUUUGGUCCCCGGUCUUGCUCGUUUUCUCGUUCACCGUUUCUUCCUGCCAGCGCGGGAGGCCCAUUACACGUGAUUGCUGAGUAAAAUUCUCGUUAAUACAGGCUAUCGGACUCAAAGGGAAGAUGUUUGCCAAGAAAAGAUAUGCGGAGAAGGCGCUGAUGAAGAAAACGUAGGCACCGUUAUAGUAAUUUAUCUUUACUCGCUUGAGCUGGUUACCUGCGUAUUAUGCACAUGCUUGCUUCAACUCCUUAAGAGAUUAAGGGUUGUGGCUUACUUGUUCUAUUUUAGGGAGUAACGCGUCGCAUUUUGACCCAUUUUAUACAAGAUUCUGACUAAACUUGCGAUCAAAGGAUACCUCCGUUUUCUGCACUGUCGAUUUGCUCUGAAUAAAAAUUUAUUGGAUGAUGCUCUCAUAAGAAUUCACACACCUAAAUUAGAAGCAAACGCUUUGGUGCGAUGAUUUAUAUGAUAAGUCUCAGGGCUAAAGCCCAAAGGUGGAAAUGAGAGUUGGCAAGGGUAGCAUACAAGUCAGAUGUGAAAAUAGAUCGAAGAUAGCAUAAAAUAAGUGUUAAAGAAUUCUUUUUAUUUUUAUUUUAUAAAUUUGGAUAUUCUACCGUAGGAAUUAUUGAGGGACUUGUUCCACUUUUUUGUUAAGACAAUAACAGGGCUUAAGAUCAAUACCUCAGGUUUUCUGUAGAAGUCUCCUUUUUCUCCUUCUCCUGAAAGCAUUUGUUUCUUAGUUGGACGGUCUUUCAGAUUGAUUUCUUAAAUCACUCAAAUGCUGAUUUCCUCGGAAAAUUUCUCGAAUGCCUUAUAAUCUGGCAAUAUUCAUGCUGCGGCCUAUGGAUUUCAGAUUGAUUGGUCUGUUCCCCUGCGAUCGCUAACAAUUUUUUUUCCACUAUUUUGUGCUCAUUCGCCACACAAACAGAUGGUCUAUCGAAGGUAGUCAAAUAAGUUUAGUUUAUCCUCUUUGGGACUUGCUGACGACUGGAUUCCUAUUAUAGGCUUGCUAUGCACGAUGAGUCAACGUCUAGGCGCAAGGUGGAUGAUAAGGUCCAUGAUGGAGCGCUUCCUGCCUAUCUCUUGGAUCGUGAUGAAACUACACGGGCCAAGGUGGGAACACUAUUCAAGAACUAGUGCACAAUUCUUUAUUGCACUUUGCUCUGCAUUAAUGAAGAUAGUAAUUUUGAUAUUAAACUAAAUUUUCUGUGAUUUUUCUUUUUGUAAUUCAGGUUCUCAGUAAUACAAUCAAGCAGAAGAGGAAAGAAAAAGCUGGCAAAUGGGAUGUUCCCUUGCCCAAGGUACCUGCUCUUCUGUCUCAGCUCUUGUUGCGGCAUGCAGUGUGCUGCUGUCAUCGCCACUGUUCUAUAUAUUGUCGGUCCUUUUGAGUAACUUAAGUUGAUGAAAAUUAUAAAUUUUUAAAGGUGAGGCCUGUUGCCGAAGAGGAGAUGUUUCGGGUUAUUCGAUCUGGAAAGCGAAAGUGUAAGCAUAUUUUUCAACAUCUUUCAUCUUACGUCUUACAUCCUUUCUUUAUACAAUCCUUUGACGAUGGUUUUGAAUAUUUAACAUUUUUAAAAUUAUUAAAUUAGGGUUCCAUUAAUCUGAGAAGCGCCUCUCUGAGAGACCUUACAUUCAUGGCAGAGUUCCAGUUUGGGAACCUUCCUAUUGCGGUUUUGGAGAAAAUUAGAUACCCUGAAAGCUUCUUUAACCCUAAUUUAUCUUCCAAUCUCUCUAGAUUUCCAGUGUAGUUUUCUAAAAGUCAACUAGUCAUAAUCUUCUCUGAUGAUGCUCCACUCCGUUUUCUCUGAGAGGCCUCAAUCUAAGGCUCCAAAUGGUGUUUGAAAUCUAUCAAACCUUACAUUCUUGACAGAAUUCUAGCUUGGAAAUCUUUUGUUUUUGUUUUUUUUUUUCUAGUUUAGGAACCUUCCUGUUGCGAUUUUGGAGAAAAUUAGAUACCCUGAAAGCUUCUUUAACCCUCAUUAAUCUUCAAAUCUCUCUAGAUUUCCAUUGUAGUUUUCUAGAAGUCAACUAGUUGUAAUCUUCUCCGAUGAUGUCCGACUGCGGUUUCUCCAUAGCCCGUCUCUAUCUAUCCAUCCCAGAUAAUUCCUAUUCCUCACCGGGAGAUAGAUUUCCAGAUUAAUGAAUUUUUUUUUUUUAUAAUAAUUAUACCUACCUGUUCAUCCAGCCAAACAGUGGAAGAGGAUGGUCUCGAAGGUCACAUUUGUGGGCCCCGCGUUCACCAGAAAGCCCCCCAAGUACGAGCGGUUUAUCCGCCCAAUGGCCCUGCGAUUCACCAAGGCCCACGUGACCCACCCCGAGCUGAAGUGCACGUUUAACCUGGAGAUCAUCGGAGUGAAGAAGAACCCUAACGGCACCAUGUACACCUCUCUGGGCGUUGUCACCCGGGGAACCAUUAUUGAGGUGAGGAAGCAUAUUAUUUAUUUUUCUCCUCAAUUUAUAUGUUUCUGGGUCCUUUUAAUUCCGGUGGAACCCUGAAAAAAAAAGUUCCUUUUUGGACCUGAACGUCAUCAGGUCAACGUCAGCGAGCUGGGUCUGGUUACGCCUGCCGGCAAAGUCGUAUGGGGUAAGCGAGCUGUGUGUUUCUAUAUUUAUGGAAAGAGAUGGGGAGACGACUUUGAUUAAUCCCCUCUUUUUCUUGGACGGAUGCAGGAAAAUAUGCCCAGGUCACGAAUAAUCCCGAGAACGACGGCUGUAUAAACGCUGUGUUACUGGUGUGA
Molecule: messenger RNA, 3018 nt
Organism: Spirodela intermedia
Lineage: Eukaryota; Viridiplantae; Streptophyta; Magnoliopsida; Alismatales; Araceae
Source: the annotation of a GenBank genome assembly